CACUGCUGGGCGGCACUGACUGGCGGCACUGCUGGGCUGCACUGGUGGGCAACGGGUGGGCAACAUUGCUGGGCACAGGUGGGCACUGGGGGGUGGAACUGCUGGGCACAGGUGGGAGACAUUGCUGGGCACUUCUGGGCACUGGUGGGCGGCACUGCUGGGCACUUGUGGGCGGCACUGCUGAGCACUUGUGGGUGGAACUGGUGGGUGGCACUGCUGGGCACCGAUCAUCAGGGAACUGAUCAUCAGUGCCCUGAUGAUUGGUGCCUAUCCCUGCUCUGACAAUUGCCAGUUCUCGGCAGUACUUUCCUCAUGCUCUGGCAGCGUGAGGAAAGUGGAGCCGAGAACCGGCAAUUGCAU
Messenger RNA from Staurois parvus, 360 nucleotides. The record is from the annotation of a GenBank genome assembly. Lineage: Eukaryota; Metazoa; Chordata; Amphibia; Anura; Ranidae.